Rhagoletis pomonella (apple maggot) is the source of this 2417-nucleotide messenger RNA. RefSeq names its product Y+L amino acid transporter 2 (gene JhI-21). Bases 552 to 2108 code for a protein of 518 amino acids. The transcript has 8 exons. Gene Ontology annotation, molecular function: L-amino acid transmembrane transporter activity. Gene Ontology annotation, biological process: amino acid transmembrane transport. Lineage: Eukaryota; Metazoa; Arthropoda; Insecta; Diptera; Tephritidae. The record is from RefSeq and is a predicted model, not a curated record. Gene Ontology annotation, cellular component: membrane.
UUGUUCAGUUAGAGCGCGUUUACCGAUUGUGAAGGUUUUGUGAGCGGAAAAUUUAGAUAUUAUUGUGCUGGGUGCGUUUUUUUUUUCUUUUCAUUGUGCGGAAAUAAUCGUCAAUGUGAAUAAAAAAGAAAAGGUGAUUCUUUGCACUAAAAAAUUAACAGAAAAAAUUAAGUAGUUUGCCCAUUGAACAGUUCUCGACGAGAGCUCCAGCUGAACGGUCGGUUUUGGAAAACUACCAAUCGAGAGUCGACAAUUGGUUAAACGCGCUUUAAGCUGCUGCUAUGCAUUAGGGUAAAACACUGUAUUUUAAUAAAAUACAAAAAGACUAUAAACAAAAAAAGUGUAUAAAAUACAUAAUAAAGUGUAUGUAUGUAUGUAUGUACAAAAAUGUGUUGAUACAAAUUAAAUGCAUUUUUGCGAGGUGACACAAAUAUUUGGAUAAUUCGUGAAAAAGUGCAAAAUAAGCGAAAAGUACAAAAGUUGUUGCAUUUAAAAAAAAAAACAGAACAAACAAAACAGCUUACAAAAAAAAAUAAAAUCAGUGCAGAAAAAUGACUGAACGAUAUGCUAAUGGUGUUACCAACAGUCUGGUGAAUAGUUCGCCACCUGUUGCAAGCAAUGGUGCAGCUGCCGCCUCCGUCGCCAAUGGCCAUGGCAGCGGUAAUGCUGCAGUCGCCGCUGACUACUCGGACGACGGUGAUAAAAUCGUAUUAGAACGUAAAUUGACGCUAAUGAAUGGAGUUGCUAUAAUUGUGGGUACAAUUAUUGGCUCGGGAAUUUUUAUAGCGCCAACAGGUGUCUUCAUAUAUACAGAAUCCGUGGGUUCGUCUUUGGUUAUUUGGGCUGCCUGCGGCAUACUCUCGACGAUCGGUGCGCUUUGCUAUGCUGAAUUGGGUACGAGCAUCACGCGUUCGGGCGGCGAUUAUGCAUAUCUGUUGGUGGCAUUUGGACCGCUAGUCGGUUUUCUAAGACUAUGGAUAGCUUUGUUAAUCAUUAGACCAACAACACAGACAAUCGUCGCUUUGACUUUCGCACAAUAUGCGGCAAAACCAUUCUUCGAGGACUGUUCCCCACCAGAUUCAGCCGUAAAAAUUUUAGCGGCAGUUUGUUUGUGUUUGCUCACUGCCAUUAAUUGUUUAUCUGUCAAAUGGUCGAUGAAAGUUCAGGAUAUCUUCACUGCUGGCAAACUCUUGGCGCUAAUUAUGAUUAUUUUGGCGGGCCUAUACUAUUUGAUGUUGGGUCGCUUUGAGAAUUUCGAAAAUGCUUGGGAGGGUAAUUAUGAUGCGGCUAAUAUCGGAUUUGCUUUCUACUCGGGUCUUUUUGCAUUUGGCGGCUGGAAUUAUUUGAACUUUGUGACCGAGGAGCUGCAGGAUCCAUACAAAAAUCUUCCACGUGCCAUUUGGAUCGCCAUGCCGUUGGUCACCGGCAUUUAUGUACUUGUGAAUUUGGCCUACUUUGUGGUGGUGUCGAAAACCGAAAUGCUCAGUUCACUAGCAGUCGCAGUCACAUUCGGUAAUCGCGUUUUCGGACCACUCGCCUUCAUGGUGCCCAUAUUUGUAGCGCUAAGCACUUUUGGCGGCGUCAAUGGUGUACUAUUCACUUCGGCGCGUCUAUUUGCGACCGGUGCACAAGAAGGGCAUUUACCAAAAUUCUUCACGCUAUUCCACAUUAAACAGCAAACGCCCAUACCAUCGCUGAUAUUUUCGUGCAUCACAUCACUGCUGACAUUACUCACUGCCGAUGUUUACAUUCUGAUCAACUACUUUAGCGCCAUGUUGUGGCUAUCAGUGGUGGCCAGCAUUGCUGGCAUGCUUUGGUUGCGACACUCCAAGCCCAACAUUCCGCGGCCCAUCAAAGUGCACCUGGCACUGCCUCUAAUUUUCAUAAUAUGCUGUCUGACUCUGGUGCUUUUGCCCAGCUUUACAAAUCCCAUGAAUCUCAUUGUCGGUAUCGGCAUAACGGUAGCUGGCAUACCCUUCUAUUACUUGUGUAUAGCGCGAAGAAACAAACCAGCUUGCUAUGGUAAACUCUCACGUGGUAUGGUGAAUUUCUGUAGGGCCAUGUUCAAUACAGAGAUCAUUGAGAGUAGUGAAAAAGUUGAUAAGUGAAAGGCUCGAAAGCAAAAUGUAAUCGUAGUUAAUGAGACCUAGCGACAAAACCGAUAUUUUAAAAGGCAAUGUAUUAAACUUAAGCGCAGAAUUUCAGAAGAAUAGUAUUGUAUUUAUAUCAUACGAAUAUUUUUUUUUAAUUUUUAAGUUUACUUCAUGCACUAAAUACUUACUUACAUAACUCAUUAAUACUUAACACAAACAUAUUUUGAAUAGAUAAAUGUACAGUAAUGGGCAAAAAUGGUCGAAUGAUGUUUACAUUUAAAUAUUUAUUCAAAAUGUUUUUUAAAAAUUUAUUUUAUUUUUUAU